Lactuca saligna is the source of this 1514-nucleotide messenger RNA. The record is from the annotation of a GenBank genome assembly. Lineage: Eukaryota; Viridiplantae; Streptophyta; Magnoliopsida; Asterales; Asteraceae.
CACGAUGAUAUCUGGAUACUAAUUUUCCCUUUGCAAGAAGGGAAAAUCCUACGAAUUUGAUCUCCAAUUUUCAUGAGAGGUUCUUAAAGUUCUUGAUCCCUUUUUUUCGAACAUCACGUCUAUUCCCAUGGAGGUUUUGGAGAAGGAAGAGAGCAAGAACGAUAGUCAUCUGACUUCAGCUGCAGCUUUUGUGGAAGGAGGAAUUCAAGAAGCUUGUGAUGAUUCUUGUAGCAUUUGCCUUGAGGCUUUCUGUGAUAGUGAUCCUGGCACGGUGACUGGAUGCAAGCAUGAGUUCCAUCUUCAGUGCAUUCUUGAAUGGUGCCAAAGAAGCUCAAACUGUCCAAUGUGUUGGCAAGCCAUCACCCUCAAGGAUCCUACCAGUCAAGAGUUAUUAGAGGCAGUAGAACAGGAAAGACGCAUCAGGUUCAAGCCUGCAAGAACUUCAACAAUAUUUCAUCAUCCCACUCUCGGGGAUUUUGAACUACAACAUUUACCGGUUGGUGUUAAUGAGGGUGAACUUGAGGAUCGAAUUAUCCGGCAUCUAGCGGCUGCUGCCGCCAUGGGUAGGACUCACCAUGUGAGUAGAAGGGAGGGGUCAAGAAACCGGUCAACGGGUCAUGGUCAACCACAGUUCUUGGUUUUCUCUGCUAACCCUAAUGCACCUUCAUCUGCCACUGAUCCAGGUGGAGUGGAAGGUGAACCCGUUGGUGUCACUUCAGCUAGCCCAUCUGUUCCACUUAGGUCAACUUCAGAAACAGCUAACAUAUCCAAUAGUCAACAAGGGACCUCAGUUAUACAUAGAAGCUCAAGUAGUCAAUCCUCUCUUCCUGAUCAAGAUCAAGCUGGUCCUUCAGAGUUCCAAACAGUUACAAAUUCAUGGAAAUCAAGAUUUAAUGCUAUUUCAAUGAGAUAUAAGGAAUCACUAUCGAAGAGUACACGAGAGUUGAAGGAUAGGCUUUUCAACAAGAGUCCAUCCAUGUCAAACAUUGGUUCAGAAGACAGGAGAGAAGUGAACGCUGAAAUUGAAAAUGUGUCUCAAAGGAUGGAGUUCCUGGAAACCCAUGAAGAUAAUAGACAAGAUCAUGAUCAUGAUCCAGCAUCAAAUGACAAUAAUACCCCUGCUACCGAUUUCAUUAGUUAUCUGCAAAAGCGAGUUGUCAUGUAUCCAUAUCCAGAUAUGUCCUGUAGAGGGGAACAGAGAAUAAACAGUGGGGGUGGGGAGGGGGAUGGGUUAAACACAUGGUUUAAUAUUUCACAACUUUCUUCUUCUAUCUGCUUGUGAAAAAAAAAAAAAACCUUCAUAUAGAAACAUAGAUUUGGUAUGGACAGCAUACGUUAAUUACAUGAUUGUUUUGUUUGGAGGGUUUGUGUUGAAUUAUUUGCUAUACCAUUAAUUACUAUGGAGAGAUCAUGAUAUUGGGUCAAUCACAAGAAUGAACAUACUGCUCAAUCUCAUUCUUGAUUCAAGACAAAUCUCAUUCUAAAUUGAAUGAAUUUUAUUUAAUGGAUUAUUA